UUUCUUUCUUUCUUUUCUUUUCUUUUCUUUUUUUUUUUUUUCUUAGCGAAACCUCAAAUCCGCCCGAGAAUCGAUCGUAUCUUCAGUUGACAAUCCUAGAACAGGCAGUAUGCGUGGUCUGAACAAUAUUGCUGUUGCCCUAGCGUUGUCGGCUAUAUGGUCUUUUGGUCUGGAUCUUGGACGUCAUGGCACGAGUGGCUCCUCGCUAUUGUUGGCGCUAUUUCGAACCUUGUGCAAAGCGUAUCCAUUCGUCGUUAUCAGUCACUUCGUUUGGUCUGCAAUCAUUUGGCCUACUUUCUUUUCACCUUUACGUCAACUGCCCAAUGUUCCAAGUGAUGGUUGGUUGAGCAAAGAAACACUGAGGUUGGUCAGUGAGCCACGAGGUGUUCCACAAAGCGACUGGAUCAAUUCAUUGUCCAAUAGGCCAGUCGACUUGGCCCGCUACCGCAGUUUCCUGGGCUUCGAACGGUUACUCAUAAUCUCCCCCAAAGCCCUGGCCGAGGUCCUGACUACCAAGAGUUAUGAUUUCCGAAAACCAGGCCUUAUUGUGUCUGAGCUGAAACAAGCUACAGGAAUGGGAGUUCUGCUCGCUGAAGGUAGUGAGCAUAAAUCUCAGAGAAAGGCUUUACAGACAGCUUUCAACUAUCGGCACAUAAAAAAUCUCUAUCCUGUUUUCUGGGAUGUUGCGGGAGAGUUUGCGACAGUUCUCGAAAAGCAGAUACCUACUGGAACGCCGCGGACCUCAGAUACAACGGCAGUCAUAGAUAUCGUUGACUGGGCUAGCAGAGCUACGUUGGAUAUCAUCGGCAGGGCUGGCAUGGGCCAGGGGUUCGAUGCCAUCCAGAAUGACGAUAGCAGGCUGCACCAAGCGUAUCGUAUGAUAUUUGAACCAUCUCGGGGAGCUAUCUUCCUCGCUCUCCUGAGACUCAUUUUCCCCGAGCGGCUAGUGAACUGGCUUCCAUUACGACGAAACAAGCGGAUGCGCCAUGGCAUACAGGUCAUCCGCUCCAAGUGUCAGGAACUCAUUCGCGAAAGAAAAGAAAAAAUCAAACGCCAAAAAGCUGGAGUUGAUAACUCUGGAAAUGAUAUCCUCACCGUGGCUCUCUUGAAUGGUGUAUUCACUGAUGAACAGUUGAUCGAUCAACUCAUGACCUUUCUUGCCGCUGGACACGAGACAACAGCCACGGCUCUAACUUGGGCUAUCUAUAUUCUCUGCAAGCAGCCUGAGGUACAAAAUAGGUUGCGAGAAGAGAUAAGAAUGCAUUUCCCCAAUCCCAAAGGUUGGCCAAGAUCCGAAAGACCCAGCUCAAAUACUCUUCAACAAGCCAUUGACUUCAAACUGCCAUAUUUGAAUGUAGUGUGUCUCGAAGUUAUGCGGUACUUCGCCCCUAUACCACUCACAAUGCGAGAGGCAACGUGUGACACAACCAUUCUUCAUACAUUUGUACCUGCUGGCACCAGAAUAAUUCUGGCACCGCGGGUUACGAACCGCGACUCUGCUCUUUGGGGCCCCGAUGCGAAUAACUUCAAUCCCGACCGUUGGUUAUCACCCAAGAACGGGAAUCGAGAGGCCACUGAGCAGUCCAAGUUUAAAAUAGGGAAUCAAAAACGAGAUUCAACUGCUGCACCAGAAGUCACCCAAGAGGAAGUCCGUGGUCGAACUGAGGCACGGAGCAACUAUGCUGACUUGACAUUCCUACAUGGACCGCGUAGCUGUAUCGGGCAGUCAUUCGCCCGGGUCGAGUUUGCUAUUCUAUUAGCUACUCUAAUUGCGAAUUUUGAGUUUCAGAUUGAAGACGAAAGCCUGCUGGACGAAAGAAAUAUCAGCAUCAGUAGAGGGGCAACGUCUAGGAUAGUUGGAGGCUUGAAGGUUAGAGUGAGGCCAAUAGCCGUUGUAUAGCGCUGGUAAUGGCAAGUUUGAUGUUCUGAGAUUGAUUUUCUUUCUGUUAUAAUGAUGGUGUUGAUGACGACGACUGACGCACUCAUUAUCAUCUGAACCUCAUCCUGAAGAUCUCUAUACCACCCUCUCAACCGAACCCGUUAAUUCAUCCAAUGCUUUGCAUACACUUUUCCACUUCAUCUCUAAAGUAGUUCAAGAUGAACCUCCGGUUAAGCUUCAUCGUCGGAGUGACUAGUCCCUAACAAAGAUUUAGCAAGGUCGCGAUAUGUUCCGGUCAACAUACACUCUGUGGGGUCCAUUCAAUAUCCGUUAUAACAACUCCGGUUACUGUUUCAAUCUUGGAUAAGCCGGACCGCCUGGCUAUAUCCUGGAGAUCGUCGAGGACAUAUGCUG
This is a messenger RNA of Fusarium verticillioides 7600, 2293 nucleotides long. RefSeq lists its product as hypothetical. Gene Ontology annotation, molecular function: iron ion binding; oxidoreductase activity, acting on paired donors, with incorporation or reduction of molecular oxygen; monooxygenase activity. NCBI's taxonomy places the organism in Eukaryota, Fungi, Ascomycota, Sordariomycetes, Hypocreales, Nectriaceae. Bases 110 to 1900 code for a protein of 596 amino acids. The transcript has 2 exons. The record is from RefSeq and is a predicted model, not a curated record.